GCCCGGCAGCAAAAUCCCGGGAGGUCGGAACGCUGAAAGGCAGCCAAGGUCCUGUCAUUGGGGCCGAUGGACGGAGACAGCCCGGUGUGGAUGAGGGCAGGGAGAAUCCUGCUGGCAGCUCCGGAACAGCGGCGCCGAGGGCACGGGCAGGAAGGAGGAGCCGCGGCUCCCCGGGAGCUGUCGGAGGAGAGAGUCCUGGCACCGCUUGGUUUGCUCUUCCCAAAUUUUUCUGCGGAACUCGAAUCCUGGGACCGAAGGCUGAGGAAWCUUGUCACAGACAGACUGAUGGCCAGGAUGGGAGAUGGUUCCUGCAGCGGGGGACACUCUGGAUGGGUGUGAYGGGGCCUGACCCUGCCCUGCAGCUGGAACAUCUGCAGUGGGAGAGCAGCUCCUGCCAGCCGGGACCCGGCGCCUGGCUGGGCACCCACUGGCUUUGCUGAAGACAAUCCUGGUGCUGAGCAGGCUGCGCUGGUCUAGGCAAGGAGCUGCGCAACCAUGAGCGCGGGCUCGAUUGAGCAGGAGCCGUCGCGCAAGCUGGGCUGCUGCGGGGUGCCCCUCAUCACCGAGGACAUGCAGUCGCUGGCCAUCCGCACGCUCUCGGGCACCGACAUCACCAAGCACUAUGACCUCAUCCGCGAGCUCGGCAAGGGCACCUACGGCAAGGUGGACCUGGUGUCCCACAAAAGCACAGGCACCAAGAUGGCCCUGAAAUUCGUCAACAAGAGCAAGACGAAGCUGAAGAACUUCCUGCGGGAGUUCAGCAUCACCAACACGCUCUCCUCCAGCCCCUUCAUCAUCAAGGUCUUUGACGUGGUCUUCGAGACCGAGGACUGCUACGUCUUCGCUCAGGAGUACGCCCCUGGUGGGGACCUCUUYGACAUCAUCCCCCCGCAGGUGGGGCUCCCCGAGGAGCUGGUGAAGCGCUGCGUGCAGCAGCUGGGCCUGGCCCUCGACUACAUGCACAGCAAGAGCCUGGUGCACCGGGACAUCAAACCGGAGAAYGUGCUGCUCUUCGACCGCGACUGCCGCCGCGUCAAACUGGCCGACUUCGGCAUGACCCGCAAGGUGGGCUGCCGGGUCAAGCGCAUCAGCGGCACCAUCCCCUACACGGCGCCCGAGGUGUGCCAGGCCGGCCGGGCCGAGGGCUUCGCCGUGGACACCAGCAUCGACGUCUGGGCUUUCGGGGUGCUCAUCUUCUGCGUCCUCACCGGGAACUUCCCCUGGGAGGCGGCGGUGGCGUCCGACGCCUUCUUCGAGGAGUUUGUGCGGUGGCAGAAGGGGCGGCUGGCGGGGCUGCCCUCGCAGUGGCGGCGCUUCACGGACGGCGCCCUGCGCAUGUUCCAGCGUCUGCUGGCCCUCGACCCCGAGAAGCGCUGCCCCGUCAAGGAGGUUUUCUACUUCAUCAAGUGYGACCUCAUGGCCGAGGUGCGGUGCCGGCCCUCCUACCGCUCCCGCAAGCACGCCAGGGACAAGCUCCCGGCCGGCCCCCACUGCCACGAGGCCGCYGGCUCCUGCACCCCCGCCCCGCUCAAGAGGACCGUCCUGACCGAGGGGAGCGGAACGCGYGGCCCUGAGCCUGGCGCGGCCGCCCCGGGCACGGCGAGCAGGACAGACGGACGGCAGGACAAGGGCAAGGGGCAGAUGGUCCUGGCCACAGCAAUAGAGAUCUGCGUGUGACGGCCGCACGACCCGCCCCGUCCCCCCGCCCAGGGACAGGGAUUGGGGAGCUCAGCGUGGUGGUGGCACCAGCCAGGACCGGGCUCUGGGUCUCCCAAAGCAAACAAAAAGGAAAAGAAACACAAUCGAAGAGGAAAAGGACAGAACUGGUUGUGCUCCGUAGAGCUGAGGAUGCCGAUCCCUCUGUCCCGCCUGGGCGAGGCCGGUGGCCGGAGCUUGGCCGAGGGCACCGCUCACUGCCCGGGUGGAUGGGGACACCCACGGCCCUGCCAAGGCUGUGCUGCCCCCUCUGAGGCUGCCCCAGGGUGGCACGGGGAGGGCUCCUCCAGCACGGAGAGGAAGAGUCAGGGGGCAGUGGGUAGCGAGUGACCCACUGGCUCUGCCCCCACCCUGUGCUUGACCCUUGUGUGGGGAGUGGAAAGGCCGAUGACCCUGCACCGUGGAGGAGGCCUUUGGGGAGGUUGGGGUGGGUGGUGAUUUGCCCUCUUCCAUUGGUCCCUGCCCCGUUGCUGGGACCGGGACGGGGUGGGGAGAUGGGCUCCGGGCUGGUGAUGGGGAACCGGGGGGGUCACCGGCAGCCCCGGACCCCCGGCAGCCCCGGCUGCCUCCCUGCCAUGGGAGGCGCUGGCAGCCAUCGAUGUAGCAAGUGUCCCUGUCUGUGUGUCCUUGUGUGUCCCAGCCACCGCCGCCGGCAGCCCCGGUCCCCGUGCCCCGCCGAGGGGUGGGGAUGGGUCCCCCUGGCCGGAGCGGCGGGUGCCCGGGGCCGGGCUGGCCGUGCUGGUGUCCCCGUGUCCCCUGUGCAGACUCUUCGUACCCAGGGACUGGAGGAGGCGGCGGCGGCGCACCCAGGCCGGCCCGCACACCCCGGCAGCAGGGGACGGGGUCCCAGUGGCCUCCCGCGGGCUCGCCCAUUUGCCCGUGCUGUCCCCAUCACCCCUCCUUGCUGUCACCCCUUCCCCAAACCUGUCACCCUCCCCCGGGGCUGGCAGGGAAGAGGCAGCGGGGUAGACCCCGCCGGGGCUGGCUGCAGCGAGGCGGGGUGCGGUGGCAGCAGCCGCCGGUGUYCCCUUAGUGACGCGCUCCUGUGGAGGUCACACCGUCCCUCCCCGAUCUGGGCACCCAGCGGAGCGGGGGCUCGCCCCACCGCCGGCGUGGGGAGGCUGUGGGGGCACCCCAAGGCAGGAGCACCCUGCUGCGGUUCGGGCUUCCCUCCCACGGGGCGGGUGCCGCGGAGCCGCCGCGGCGCCCCAAUCCCCCACUAAGGGCUAUAACGCUUUCCAGCAGCAGCAGCAGCAGCAGUUUACAGAGCAGGGGCCGCCCCCGCCCCCGCCGCGCCCCCGCCCCCGGCACCCCCCGGGCCCGGCGUUAGACGUAGCAUUGCCCCGAGUAGAGAGCUAGGCACCGGUUUUACUCCUUCUUGCCUUAGGUCCCUCGAUGUCCUCGAUCUUUCGUGCAAUAAUGUAGAUAAGGGAUCCCGGCCGCCCCGGGAGGGCUCGGUGGCACCUCUCCGGGAGGGCUCGGUGGCACCUCCCCGGGGUGUGUCCCAGGGGGUGCCAGGUGUGAUUUCUGUCCCCGUCGAGGUCGCUGUGUCCGUAGGUUGUCGGGUUUUUAUUUCCAGUUCCCUCAGCUGUCGGGUUUCGGACCUUCUUCCCAUAGGAGAGGCUGUAGUGUCACAGACGUUACCUCAGUUUGUCACUGUUGAAAAUGAUUUAAAAAAAAAACACAACUGAAACCAUAAAAAAUGACAAAAUACAUAGUUAUAAAAGCAACAAAAAAUUUCUCAAUGGCGGUGAAGACU
Messenger RNA from Malurus melanocephalus (red-backed fairy wren), 3475 nucleotides. RefSeq names its product SH3 domain binding kinase 1 (gene SBK1). Gene Ontology annotation, molecular function: ATP binding; protein serine/threonine kinase activity. Gene Ontology annotation, biological process: peptidyl-serine phosphorylation; peptidyl-threonine phosphorylation. Bases 496 to 1677 code for a protein of 393 amino acids. Lineage: Eukaryota; Metazoa; Chordata; Aves; Passeriformes; Maluridae. The transcript is spliced from 4 exons. The record is from RefSeq and is a predicted model, not a curated record.